AUGGCGUCAAUGGCUGCGAUCGGUGUUCUCAAAGUGCCGCCAUCCUCUUCCUCCUCCUCUUCUUCAUCUUCUUCAUCCAAAGCCAUUGCACGCAACCUCUCAUUCACUUCAUCACAGCUCUGUGGUGAUAAGAUUUUCACUGUUUCAGGAACAAGAAGAAGUUCUGGCAGAAACCCCUUCAUUGUUUCUCCCAAGGCCGUUUCUGAUUCCAAAAACUCUCAAACUUGUCUUGAUCCAGAUGCUAGCCGAAGUGUUCUUGGCAUUAUUCUUGGAGGUGGUGCUGGUACGCGUCUUUAUCCAUUGACAAAGAAGCGGGCGAAACCAGCUGUUCCUCUUGGAGCAAACUAUAGAUUGAUUGAUAUCCCUGUUAGCAACUGCCUAAAUAGCAACAUAUCAAAGAUCUAUGUUCUCACACAAUUCAAUUCGGCGUCUUUGAAUAGACACUUGUCCCGUGCAUAUGCGAGCAACUUGGGUGGAUACAAAAAUGAAGGUUUCGUUGAGGUUCUUGCUGCGCAGCAGAGUCCUGAGAAUCCAAAUUGGUUCCAGGGCACUGCGGAUGCGGUGAGACAAUAUUUAUGGCUUUUUGAGGAGCAUAAUGUUUUGGAAUACUUAGUUCUGGCUGGUGACCAUUUGUAUCGAAUGGAUUAUGAGAGAUUCAUACAAGCACACAGGGAAAGUGAUGCCGAUAUCACUGUUGCUGCAUUGCCAAUGGAUGAAGCGCGUGCCACUGCUUUCGGUCUAAUGAAAAUUGAUGAAGAGGGGCGUAUAAUUGAGUUUUCAGAGAAGCCGAAAGGAGAACAGUUGAAAGCUAUGAAGGUUGACACUACUAUUUUGGGUCUCGAUGACGAGAGAGCUAAGGAAAUGCCUUAUAUUGCUAGCAUGGGUAUAUAUGUUGUCAGCAAACAUGUGAUGCUAGAUCUGCUCCGCGACAAGUUUCCUGGUGCAAACGACUUUGGGAGUGAAGUUAUUCCUGGUGCGACCGAGCUUGGAAUGAGAGUGCAAGCUUAUUUAUAUGAUGGAUAUUGGGAAGACAUUGGUACAAUUGAAGCUUUCUAUAAUGCAAAUCUGGGAAUCACCAAAAAGCCUGUGCCAGAUUUUAGUUUCUAUGAUCGGUCAUCUCCAAUCUACACCCAACCUCGAUAUUUGCCCCCGUCUAAGAUGCUUGAUGCAGAUAUCACGGAUAGUGUUAUUGGUGAAGGAUGUGUAAUUAAGAACUGCAAAAUUCACCAUUCUGUCGUUGGACUGCGAUCUUGCAUAUCAGAAGGUGCAAUCAUUGAGGACACUUUGUUAAUGGGAGCAGAUUAUUAUGAGACGGAUGCUGAUAGGAGGUUUUUGGCUGCUAAAGGCGGUGUUCCAAUUGGUAUUGGCAAGAAUUCUCAUAUCAAAAGAGCAAUCAUUGACAAGAAUGCUAGAAUUGGUGACGAUGUCAAGAUCGUUAACAGCGACAAUGUGCAAGAAGCUGCAAGGGAAACAGAAGGUUAUUUCAUAAAAAGUGGUAUUGUCACAGUAAUCAAGGAUGCGUUAAUUCCAAGUGGAACUGUCAUCUAA
Molecule: messenger RNA, 1548 nt
Organism: Lathyrus sativus (Indian pea)
Lineage: Eukaryota; Viridiplantae; Streptophyta; Magnoliopsida; Fabales; Fabaceae
Source: the annotation of a GenBank genome assembly